Molecule: messenger RNA, 2118 nt
Organism: Penicillium pulvis
Lineage: Eukaryota; Fungi; Ascomycota; Eurotiomycetes; Eurotiales; Aspergillaceae
Product: Acyl-coenzyme A oxidase
Exons: 2
Coding region: 1-2118 (705 amino acids)
Biological process (GO): fatty acid beta-oxidation using acyl-CoA oxidase; lipid homeostasis
Cellular component (GO): peroxisome
Molecular function (GO): acyl-CoA oxidase activity; fatty acid binding; FAD binding
Source: RefSeq, a predicted model, not a curated record
AUGGCGACCCCUAAUAGGCAGACUGUCUUGAUGGAUCAGGCUAGACAGAAGGCAACAUUUGAUGUGGAAAAAAUGGCUGCUGUCAUCUAUGAUACCAAAGAAGCAGUUACAUCUAGAAGAGCAGCAUUUUCGCGCGUGGAAUCCUUCCUCGAUCUACUAGAUACAAUGAACCUUCCUCGCGUCUAUGAAGGCCUCGAUCGUGAAGGAAUCUAUCUCGAGGGCCUCCGACGUGCCCGGGCUACUAUGAAUGACAUGGUUGAUCAUAACCAUCGACACUUCGCUAUGAUGACGGAAAGAUAUCAGAUGGCCAAUGCUUCGCCUCUUGGACUCAAUUUGCUCAUGUUCCGCAAAGCUAUCGAACUUCAGGGCACAUCUGAGCAGCAGAAAUAUUGGUUGCCACUCAUUGACGGGGCCAAGGUCAAUGGUGCAUAUGCGCAGACAGAAUUAGGUCACGGUACUUUUAUCCGUGGUAUAGAGACAAUAGCUACCUUCGAUCACGACACGGAUGAGUUCAUCCUCCGUUCGCCUUCUCUUACAUCUACAAAGUACUGGCCAGGGGGACUAGGACUUAGUUGCUCCCAUGCCAUCGUCGUGGCAAGGUUGAUAACUGGAAAGCCACCUACCGAUCAUGGAAUUCAUAUGUUUCUGGUCCAGAUUCGAUCAAUAGAAGAUUUCAGACCCGCCGAUGGGAUUGAGCUUGGUGACCAGGGCAUGAAAAUGUCUUAUAAUGGGACCUGCAAUGGGUAUGCGAGGUUCAACAAUUUACGAACUCCGCGAAACAGCCUCUUGAGUGCGCAUGCUCAAGUCACCAGGAAUGGAUCAUUCACCCAAGGAAGCAUUGAUAAAACAAUGUUGAUGAAGAAAACAUAUUCUACUAUGCUAUACCAUCGGGGCCUUAUCCCAAGAUGUGUCAGUUUUGCCCUUGCGCAGUCUGUCACAAUCACAGCUCGUUAUUCGGUUGUGCGUCUACAAGGCCAUGGCAUUUAUGCCGAUGAAAACCAAGAAGAAAGGGCUAUAUUGGACUACAAAUCUCAACAUUACCGCAUUCUCACCCUGAUCUCACAAGCAUAUGCAGUUCUUUUUGCAUCAAAAAAGUUUGACCAUCAAUAUGACGCUCUACAACAAGAGAAAAGCCCCGGAGAUGGUGCCUCCGCACGACUACCGUUCAUUCACGCCUUGGUGAGCGGGCUGAAGGCAUGGUCCUCCACCGUGGCCUGUGCUGGGGUUGAGGAAGCACGGCAAAUGUGCGGCGGCCAUGGUUAUGUUGUUAUUUCGGGUUUGCCAGAUAUCCUAAGUGUUGUGUCUGCAUCCAUGACGUUCGAAUGCGAAAAUUACGUUCUAUGGCAGCAGUUAGGAAAAUAUCUCUUCGGGCAACUUCGAGCAUUCAGCACUGGAAAAUCGAUAGCUCCAGAGAUGGAAGGGUUCUUGGGCGGGAUUGGAAAGUACCUCCGUGACGAGAAGUUUGAUGCGGAUUUCAAAGAUGCUCGAAGGGAUCAGCUACAAGAUGCCUCGGUUCUCUUGUUAAUAUUUCUUCAUCGAUCGCGACGCCUCCUUGUUACUGCAUAUCGCCAAUUUGAAAAGAAUGUUCAGCAAUCGCACCCAGCGCAUGCUUGGAACAGAGCUAUGAUGCCAAUAAUAUCAGCUGGGCGUGCUUUUAUUGAAUAUCUUGUUCUUCAAUACUACAAAGAAUAUAUGGAUGCCAUUUCAACAGCUGAACCGAGUCUCUUACCGGUCCUUACCCGCCUUUGCUCUCUCUUUGCACUUACUACUGUCACGAAUCCAAACUCACAAUUUACUCCGGCCUCUUUUACAGAGGAUGGGACAUUGUCUUUGUCUCAGAUUCAUGACAUGGGCGAGCAGAUUGAUGAGCUCCUGACAGCCCUUCUGCCAGAUGUGAUAUCCUUGACAGAUGCCUGGGACUUCACUGACGCAAGUCUUUGCAGUGCCUUGGGUUGCAAAGAUGGAAAUGUAUAUGAGCGAUUGAUGAGCUGGACAAGACAAAUACCCCUCAACUCUGCUGUCAAAGAAAGUAAUGGUGUUUUAAGCAGUAUGUGGGACGGACCAUAUGGGAUGGAGGGAAUCCUCAAACGGGACAUUAGUAAGGGGGCAAGGCUAUAG